Messenger RNA from Aspergillus glaucus CBS 516.65, 1110 nucleotides. RefSeq lists its product as uncharacterized. The coding region runs from base 1 to 1110 and encodes 369 amino acids. Gene Ontology annotation, cellular component: mitochondrion. The transcript is spliced from 2 exons. NCBI's taxonomy places the organism in Eukaryota, Fungi, Ascomycota, Eurotiomycetes, Eurotiales, Aspergillaceae. The record is from RefSeq and is a predicted model, not a curated record. Gene Ontology annotation, biological process: glycerophospholipid biosynthetic process.
AUGAUAAAGAAGCACCUUGAAUAUCACAAUGCGCCUUCGGAGGAUGGCAUUUCGCUCGUCUCGAAUCCCCCCGGCACCGUGUCGGACGAGAUUGCGUUCGCGUUUGAUAUCGAUGGGGUUCUCAUGAAAGGGGGCAAGCCGCUCCCUGAGGGGAUUGAGGCAUUGAAAUACCUGAAUGGGGAUAAUCCUUAUGGGAUCAAGAUACCCUACAUCUUCGUAACAAAUGGCGGAGGCAAGACAGAAGAAGAACGAUGUCUGGAUCUCAGUCAACAACUGCAAUUAGAUAUCUCCCCUGGCCAGUUCAUCUGCGGCCACACCCCGAUGCGUGAGAUGGCCGACCAGUAUCACACCGUCCUGGUUGUCGGAGGUGAGGGUGAAAAAUGCCGAAUCGUCGCGGAAGGCUAUGGAUUCAAUGAUGUCAUCACUCCGGGAGACAUCAUCAAGACGAGACACGACACGACACCGUUUCGUCGAUUGACCGAUGAAGAAUACAAGAACUCGCGGUUCCGGGACCUGAACAAUACACAUAUCGACGCUAUCUUCGUCUUUGCAGACAGCAGGGACUGGGCGGGUGAUCAACAGAUUAUUCUGGACUGCCUUAUGACCCAGAACGGGCACCUGGGUAGACGCUCCAUGACGGGAAAUGAAGGGCCUCCGGUGUUCUUCUCCCACAAUGAUGUUAUCUGGCCUACCUCGCACGAGCAGUGUCGUAUUGGGAUGGGCGCCCUCAAGGCAUCCCUUGAGGCCGUCUACAAAGCCAUAACAGGAAAGGAUUUGCUGGCCAUUGCAUUUGGAAAACCGCAACUGGGGACCUAUAACUUUGCUACGCGCUUGCUUCAGCAAUGGCGCAAGGAUAGCCACAACAUAGAUAAGCCCCUGCGCACCAUUUACUUUGUCGGUGACACGCCCGAGUCGGACAUCCGCGGCACCAACGAGUCCAACAAGGUCAGCAAGACCGAGUGGGUGUCCGUCCUGGUCAAGACGGGUGUUUACCAGGAUGGUGACACCCCGAGCUAUCCUCCUGCAAAGAUCUGCGAUACUGUUCUUGACGCUGUCGAGUAUGCUGUUGAGCUCGAACAUGCCAAAAGUAAAGGCGAGCUGGGUCAAUGA